Ipomoea triloba (trilobed morning glory) is the source of this 3837-nucleotide messenger RNA. RefSeq lists its product as uncharacterized. The record is from RefSeq and is a predicted model, not a curated record. NCBI's taxonomy places the organism in Eukaryota, Viridiplantae, Streptophyta, Magnoliopsida, Solanales, Convolvulaceae. The transcript has 9 exons. Gene Ontology annotation, molecular function: acyltransferase activity, transferring groups other than amino-acyl groups; transcription corepressor activity. The coding region runs from base 208 to 3348 and encodes 1046 amino acids. Gene Ontology annotation, biological process: negative regulation of DNA-templated transcription.
UUCCUCGAUCUCUCCCCUCUCAUCACUCUCUCUCUCUCUCUAAAACCCUCGCUUUGCUUUCUCUCUCUAGAACCCCAAAAUUCCGUCCCAGUCGUUUCAGGUUCUUCCAUUCUACUGCGACCUGCCAGCUAUACGUACAGCUUCGUGUAUGUAUCUGCUGCUAAACGGAUUUCGGAUUUUGCUUCAAUCGGUUGUUGAUUUUACGAGAUGGAUGAGGGGUUAAGAUCCAGUGAUUUUUGUAAGGAAGGGAGAGUGGAGUUAGAUUUGAAUGUGGAGCCCGUUGAGGAAGCGGAGGAUACGGUGAUCACAACUGACCAUGAUUCUCAGCAGAGGUGUGAUGUUCAUUCCCUGGGAAAUAAGGCUGAAGAGAGGGAAUGUGUGGCUGGUGGUGCUGGAUGCCAAGUAAAUGCUGGUGCUGAUCAUGGGGCAGGGUUGGCUGCCACUAUGUGUGUUGAAGAGCCAGAAGUGAUGCAAUGUGAUAUAGAUGCUGAUGCUUCUGUUUUUCCAGAUGGUGCAGCCAGUGAAGGUAAUUUGGAUGACGGGGGAUUGCCCAUGGUCUCUGAUAAGGAAGGAACAAUAACUGAAGUUGUCCUGAGAUGUAUUAAAUCAGAAGAUGAUGGAAAAGAUGUAGGCAUAGUGAAUGUUGAGGGUUCCAAUUUGCAUGGUGAUUCUAAUGAAGGUGGGCAUGUGGUCCAAAAGAAACGAAGAGGGAGGAAAAGAAAAAACAUCGAAAAUUUUCAAUGUCACGACGAUGAAGUCAAACGAAAGAAAGACAACCAUUUACCUUCGCCUGGCAGUACCGGAAAUGUUGGAAGGGUGUUGAGGUCCAGGGUGAUUGGUAUAAGUCAAGCAGGGCCUCAGCUUAGUGGAGAGAAUUUGGGUGUUGCUGCUUUGGAAAUAAAAAAGGAAACUCAACAGCCUGAGGUUGAUCAAUCAGAAAAACCAUUUAUGGCUAAGAAUACUGAAAUUUCUCCACCAUAUGGUAGGGGUAGGAAAAAAGUGAAGGGUCGUCGUGGUCGGCCUCCCAAGAUCCCCAAAAAUGAUGUACUUGCUCCACCAAUCAGUAAGGACCUGAAAAAGGUGAAGCGUCGUCGUGGUAGGCCCCCUAAGAUGCCUAGCAAAGAUGGUGCUUCUGAAAUAGAUGUUUCCCAGAAAGAUAGAGUAAUUGAGUCCAAGGGAAGUGUUAGGCAUAAAAAGGCUGGAAAUGUAAUUAAGAGAUCUAAGUUUUCCAAGUCACAAUUGGAAAGUGCUGAGCUACAGCUUGUCAAUGAUGAAACUGUAGAGGAUAAGAAGUCCUUGAAAUCUAAAGAAGGGGAUAAGGGUCGUAGGAUACAACAGCAAGCAGUUAGAGAUCAAAUAGUGGAUAUUCUAAAGAAGGCAGGAUGGACUGUGGAAUAUAGACCCCGGCAAAGCAAGGAAUACAGUGAUGCAGUUUAUGUGGAUUGUGAUGGAAAAACACAUUGGUCAUGCACUUUGGCCUAUAGGAAACUCAAAGAGAAAGUUGAAAAUGGAGAUGCAGAUGAUAAGACCCUCUCUGCAUUUACUGUCAUUCCAGAAGAGGUACUUGGAACACUGUUCAGAACUAGACAAAAUAAGAUAAAGAAGUUUAAAAAGCAGAGUGGAAGUGAAAGUGACAAGAAAAAGAACAUCAAGGCGCCUUCUUCAUACAGUGACAAGGUUAUACGCCGCCAAAAAUGCAAAGAAAAAUUAAAUGCUAAUCCCAAAUUCAAAGACAAAUUUCUAAGGAAAAAAACCAAAGCCAAUGCACAUAGUCGUGAUGAUGAUCUUUCAAUGAAGGCAUCAAACAGGGGAAGGUCAAGAUCAAAAAAAGAUGGACGUAAUAGAAAGCGAUAUGCUUUGUUGGCCCGUAGAUCUGGGGAAAUGUCUGAUCAAGAUGGUGAUGGAUUUGUGUUGUAUGAUGGAAAGCGAAGUCUUCUCUCAUGGAUGAUUGAUUUUGGAACAAUUCAAUCCAAUGCACAAGUGCAGUACAUGAAUGCUAGGAGGACAAAAGUAAUGCUUGAGGGAAAGAUUACUGGUGAUGGUAUUUGCUGUGGCUGCUGUGAUCAAACAUUUACACUUUUAGAUUAUGAGUCUCAUGCAGGAAGUACAUUAGGUCAGCCACUUGAACAUAUAUGCCUAGCCUCAGGGCGUUCUCUUUUACAAUGCUUAGCGGACUCAUGGAGCAAACUGGAAAAAUCUGAAAAUAUUGAUUUCCAUCCUGUGGAUGUGGAUGCCAAUGACCCAAAUGAUGAUACAUGCAACAUCUGUGGAGAUGGUGGUGACUUGAUCUGUUGUGAUGGUUGCCCAUCAACAUUCCAUCAAAGUUGCUUAAAUAUUCAAAAUUUACCUUCUGGGAAUUGGCGAUGCGUAUAUUGUUCAUGCAAAUUCUGUGGCACUGUUGCUGGAAAAUCCUGUGAUGUUGAUGACCACAUGAUUGUCCCUGAAUUAUCCAUGUGCCAUUUGUGUGAGGAAAGAUUCCAUGUUGCUUGUAACCAGGGUGAGAAUAAUUUGGAUUCCAAGGAUAUGUCAUUUUGUGGAAAGGGGUGUGAGAAGCUUUUCGAGGGCCUGCAGGUGCUUCUUGGGGUCAAGCAUGACUUGGAUGAAGGAUUUUCAUGGACAAUUCUUCAAAGACGUUUUGUUGGGCAGGAUGUAAUAGGAAGCGCUAACUCAUUAAAAAUAGAGUGCAAUUCAAAAUUAGCUGUUGCAUUCUCUGUUAUGGAUGAGUGUUUUAUGCCAAUUGUUGAUGAGCGAAGCAAAAUCAAUAUGAUCCAGAAUGUUGUCUACAACUGUGGAUCAAAUUUCAGGAGGCUGAAUUAUUGUGGCUUCUAUACUGUUAUUCUGGAGAAGGGUGAUGAACUUGUUGCUGCUGCAUCCAUAAGGUUACAUGGGAAUCAGUUGGCUGAGAUGCCAUUUAUUGGUACAAGGUACAAAUAUCGUCGCCAAGGGAUGUGCCGUCGGCUUAUUGGAGCAGUUGAAACAGCCCUUUGUUCACUUGGAGUUGAGCAACUGGUUAUACCAGCUAUACCAGAACUUAUUGAAACAUGGACAAAGAUUUUUGGUUUCACACCCCUUGAAGAGUCAAAGAGACGAGAAAUGACGCGCAUGAGCAUGAUUGUUUUCCCUGGCACGGAUAUGCUGCAGAAACCUCUAUCGAAGCAUCAAGAUACUAAUGAUCAUAUUACAUCUACUGAGGCAGCUUCAUCCGAGGUCGAUCUCAACAAAAAUGUAGUUACUGUUGAGCCUGUCGAAUCCUGUGUAAAUUCCUCUCGUGGCUUCUUGCAAGAUGCAUCCGACAUGAAAACUGGCUUCGAAUCUUUCAUACCAAAGGAAGCUCUCAGGGUCCAAUAGGUUGUAACUUCUCAGGGUAACUUGCUUCGGCUUUUUGAGCUCCGAGAUCUUGUGAUUUAUUGCAAAAUUUGUACAUAAAGAUUUGUUACUGGAGGGCUUCGCUUGCCAGCACUGAUGUCAAGGAUGGACUAUGCGUUGGACUAACCUACAUUUAAUGACAUAGAUCUUGGCAGAACAUGUGAAUACCUAACUGCUUAAGGUGAUGGAAGAAAUCAUUUAUUUUGAAGGUAACAUCUGGUCUCAAGUGCCUGCUAAAUUGCAACCAUCUUUUUGUUUUUCCAAUUGAAAAAUGUAUGGUUUCAGUUUCUGUUAAGUGUUGCAGAGAGUAAUUGUUUGUAACAUGUCUGAUUCUGAUGGCUGAUUGAGAUCUGUAAUCUUAGUGGCAUUAGCAGUCAAAGCUUAAUGUUUUUCUAAGUGACAAAUUCAAUGGGAUUUUGUAGUCUCAGACAUUGUGUUAAGUAAUAACUAUGGUGUCUGGCAGUGUCCUCA